GAGGUUCUGACAGGAGGAGUGUUGUGGCGCAUGACUGAAGUCUUGAAGCAAACUUUUUUUUUCUUUGUAGGCGUCCUAUUUAAAGCCCAGACUCAACUCUGGACGUCCACUUGAGAAACCACACACUAUGGGUCUCUUGACAAUUGCAGCAGCGUCAGUUCUCGGUGCUGGCGGGGCGGUCAUCGCCGCCCCUGUGGUUCUGGGAGCCGUCGGCUUCACCAGCGUGGGAAUAGCGGCGGGUUCAUAUGCGGCAUCGAUGAUGUCAACAGCGGCCAUCGCUAAUGGCGGCGGCGUGGCCGCAGGGAGCGCCGUGGCUGUCCUCCAAUCAGCGGGAAUGGCUGGUCUGGGAACAGCUGCCACAUCUGCCGUGGCCGGUGCGGGCGGGGUUCUUACAGGACUUGUGGCCCUCAUUGUUUAAGAUGCACGUCAUUCCGAUGAAAAUAAAAACCUUUCCAAAUGAAAAUCAAAUUGAAGGCAAACAUUGUUGUCAAAUGAAGAAUUCUAAAUAAACGAAUUUGAGAAAUAUGA
Messenger RNA from Poeciliopsis prolifica (blackstripe livebearer), 528 nucleotides. Its product is annotated as interferon alpha-inducible protein 27-like protein 2A. NCBI's taxonomy places the organism in Eukaryota, Metazoa, Chordata, Actinopteri, Cyprinodontiformes, Poeciliidae. Gene Ontology annotation, biological process: apoptotic signaling pathway. The coding region runs from base 128 to 418 and encodes 96 amino acids. The transcript has 4 exons. The record is from RefSeq and is a predicted model, not a curated record. Gene Ontology annotation, cellular component: mitochondrion; membrane.